This is a messenger RNA of Thlaspi arvense, 1586 nucleotides long. Lineage: Eukaryota; Viridiplantae; Streptophyta; Magnoliopsida; Brassicales; Brassicaceae. The record is from the annotation of a GenBank genome assembly.
AGCCCAAUUCAGCUUUAUUUUCCAUUUUUUUUUCAGUUUCCAUCUUCAAAGUUUUAAUUUAAACGCUUCUUCCGUUAAGCUGAGAUUUCUAAGGCACGAUUCGAAAUUCGAAGGUUCAAAAUCAGAAAUUUCCAAUCGAUUUGACCAUCCACACAAGGCGACGCCGAAGAUAGUUUGCGCCGGCGACAAUGUUCUACAGAGGAUAUGGAGAUGGUCCUGAUGGGCGUGAAAUGGGACCUAAGCGUCAGAGAAUGGUCGAUCAAGGUCCUCCAGGGCCAUUCUAUGGAGCUCAUCCUGGUUCUGGCUUUAUGUAUAACCCUUACGGAUUCGUUGCUCCUCCUCCUCCUCCUCCUGCGUUCCCUGUGGUUCGUCUCCGUGGUCUUCCCUUUGAUUGCGCCGAGCUCGACGUGGUUGAGUUCUUCCAUGGCUUAGAUGUGGUUGAUGUCUUGUUUGUUCACAAGAACAACAAGCUCACCGGGGAAGCCUUUUGCGUUCUGGGUUAUCCCCUCCAGGUCGAUUUCGCACUCCAUAAGAACAGGCAGAACAUGGGAAGGAGAUACGUGGAGGUUUUCAGGAGUACGAAACAAGAGUACUAUAAGGCUAUUGCUAGCGAGGUUGCGGAGUCUCGUAUCCAUGGUGUAGCUACUGGCGGUGGUGGAGGUGGUCUUGGUGGUGUUGACGGUGGAGGUGGAGGAGGAGGAGGCAGCGGUGGAAGAGGAAGCGGUGGAGGAGGGUUUUCGCCUCGAAGAAACUCGCAGAGGGCGAGGUCGAGUGAUGACGGGAAGGAGAAUGCUGAGCAUACGGGUAUCUUGAGGCUGAGAGGGUUACCUUUCUCAGCAGGGAAGGAAGACAUACUUGACUUCUUCAGAGACUUUGAUCUGUCUGAAGACUCUGUUCAUGUCACCGUCAAUAUUGAAGGGAGACCUACCGGAGAGGCGUUUGUGGAGUUUGGGAGCGCAGAUGAAUCGAGAGCUGCGAUGGUCAAGGACAGGAAGACGCUUGGGAGCCGUUACAUAGAGCUGUUUCCUUCAUCGAUUGAGGAGUUAGACGAGGGUUUAUCAAGAGGAAGGUGAUCCACACCACUUGUCAUGGUACUUUGCAUACCCUUCUUCUUUCUAAAUGAUUCUCUCGGAAAGAUCAGAAUUUCAACGCUUUUCAUGGUUCCGGUUUUGAUGUACUAUCUAGUCAGGUGUACUAGUUUUUAUCAAUUCUUUAGGUUUUGGUUUGCGUUGCGUUGGUGGAGAUUUCCAAAGCAAUCUGCAUCAAUAUAGUAAGUUUUGAAUCAAAUGGGGGGUGCUGAGUUGUCUUUUGAUUCACUCGCGUUUGUUAUCGUAAGAACCCUUGUUGUUGGAUUUGUAACAUUAAGGCUUUUGAUUAAGUCUGUGAGAACAUGUGGUUUAGAAACGACAGAAACCUUGAAGAGACAAAUCUUUUUGGAUUCCUUGUAGUGUUUUAUUAUGUAAACAGACUUGGAAAAAGGCAAUUUGUCUUCAUUGAAUAUGAUAGUUUUUUUUGGUGAGAAGAGCAUUUCUCUGUAUAUAUAUUUUCCUGUCUUUGAUUUUCUUUUUUUCUAGACAGUACUUCAG